Messenger RNA from Hyposmocoma kahamanoa, 2748 nucleotides. RefSeq lists its product as uncharacterized. Lineage: Eukaryota; Metazoa; Arthropoda; Insecta; Lepidoptera; Cosmopterigidae. Gene Ontology annotation, biological process: DNA integration. The coding region runs from base 1 to 2748 and encodes 915 amino acids. The record is from RefSeq and is a predicted model, not a curated record. Gene Ontology annotation, molecular function: nucleic acid binding. The transcript has a single exon.
AUGAGGAGCAUGAUAUUCGGCGCAGCCAGCUCCCCAUUCAUGGCUCACACAGUCCGCAACCACAAUGCGAUCAUGCACGCAGAGACCCAUCCGCGAGCAUUAGUGGCAAUUACUCAAAGCCACUACAUGGACGACCUGGUGGACAGCUACGACAGUGAACACGAAGCUCGCGCCACCAUACAAGAGCUACGUGAAGUACACGCAGCGGCCAGUUUCACGCUAAGGCGCUGGAGCUCAAGCCAUCCGAACGUGCUGCGCGACGUCCCGACAGAACUCAGAGCAACUACGCCCACCGCGCUCGGGACGAUCGAGAGUAUGGAAAACAAGAUCCUGGGACUCUACUGGAACCCGCAAACAGAUGAACUCGGUUUCGACACAGCCAUGAACCGGGUCCCAGCCGAGGUGCGCAACCAAAGCCGCGCACCCACCAAGAGAGAAACACUCAGUGCGGUCAUGUCGAUCUAUGACCCGCUGGGACUGCUAAGCCAUUACACGAUCAGAGCAAAGAUCGUGCUUCAAAACCUAUGGCGACUAGAAAUACCAUGGGACGAGCCGAUCCCUGCGGAAGAAGCCGAACUCUUCGCAUCCUGGCUGCGACAACUGAACGAAAUCGCACGCCUGCACCUGCACCGGAACUACGCCCUGGAGAACCAUGAGCACACUGAACUACAUGUGUUCUGCGACGCGAGCGAACAAGCGUACGCUGCUGUGGCCUACUGGAGGGUUGUACACCAAGACGGUAGCGCGAAAGUGACCCUAGUUGGAGCAAAGGCUAAGGUGGCACCACGGCGUACACAAAGCAUCCCGCGCCUUGAACUACAGGCUGCACUCAUCGGAGCAAGACUCGCCGACACUAUCAGGCGCGAACACCGCAUCGAGAUAAAGAAGACCAUCUAUUGGACGGACUCAUCAACCGUAGUCCACUGGGUGCGUAACGACGCGCGACGAUACACUCCAUUCGUUGCACAUCGGCUAGGAGAGAUCGCCGAACUCACGCACAAAGACGAGUGGCGUUGGCUGCCGACCGCUGACAACCCAGCCGACGAUGCCACAAGACAAAGCCAGACUCCAGUACGCAUGGAAGACCGAUGGUUCCAAGGACCCGGAUUCCUACACGAACCAGAGGACCGGUGGCCCACAGAACAGGAACCUCAUGAAGAUGCAGAGGAAGUCCUGCACCUGAGCCAGCAGGACGAGAGCCACUUCGACUGGAUGCCUGACCCGACCCGCUUCUCGAGAUUCGAGACGCUAGUAAGAGCAACCGCGAACGUACUGGCUUUCACAGACAUCUGCCGGAAGCGAGCGACCCGCAUGGAGCUACAGCACAUAGAACGCGCCGAACGAGCUCUCAUGCAACGAGCACAGGAGGACGACUUUGGAGACGAGCUGAAGAGGAUCAAAGCAGUUCGCCCAAUCCCUAGAACGAGUCGUCUGUACAAGCUGGACCCCGUAAUCGACGACGGCCUCCUGCGAGUACGAGGACGCAUUGGAGCCUCAAGUGCGCCCUCCGACGCAAAACGACCUAUCAUCCUAGACGGUCGUCACCCCAUCACGCGACUCAUCGUAUUGCGAGAACACGCCGCAGCAGGACACGCUAACAGAGAGCGAGUAACGAACGAUCUACGACAGCGAUACUGGAUCAUACGGCUACGACCCACCGUACGCGCCGUCGAGUAUAGCUGCGCCCUCUGCCGGGUCACAAGGUCUAGGCCCAGAGCACCAGCCACAGGAGACCUGCCACGCGCCCGCCUCGAUCCAUUCCACCGCCCCUUCACGAACUGCGGGGUAGACUACUUCGGGCCCAUUACUGUAAAAGUGGGACGCCGCCGAGAGAAAAGGUGGGGCGCACUAUUUACCUGCCUCACCACACGAGCCGUUCACCUCGAGCUUGUCGCUUCUCUCUCUACGGAUUCGGCACUAAUGGCGUUGAGACGAAUGGCAGCACGCCGCGGAUGGCCGCGACUGAUGUACUCAGACAACGCAACCAACUUCCGCGGCGCCGAUCAAGAACUGAAAGCCGCAUACGCCGAAUGGGCACCCGCCCUAAGAGACGAAGGACUGACCCGGCGUAUGGAAUGGCGCUACAUAGCACCUGGCGCCCCGAACCAAGGAGGCGCAUGGGAACGCAUGGUGCGCUCUGUCAAGACAGCGCUACAAGCAACGCUUCGAGAAAAGGCACCAUCAGACGAAGUGCUAAGAACCCUCCUGACCGAAGCCGAAUAUUCGAUCAAUGCUCGGCCCCUAACGCACGUGAGUGUGGACCCUCGCGACCCCGAGGCCCUCACGCCGAACCAUUUUUUGCUGGGAUCUUCAACGGGUCUACCGAGAACAGGACCCUGUGACGAAGCCGACAGACGAACCUGGCGUACUAGCCAAGCACUCGCAGACCAAUUCUGGAGACGCUGGGUACGGGAGUACUUGCCGACCCUAGUACCGCGAGGAGAACCAGCUAGAAAGAAUGACACGUCAAAACUACAAGCCGGCGACAUACUGGUUGUCGUCGACAGCACGCUACCGAGGAACGUAUGGCCAAUGGGAAGGGUAGAACGUACGUACCCUGGGCCUGACGGCAGCGUACGAGUCGCCGAUGUCAGAACGAAGACCGGCGUCUUCAAAAGGCCAACAUCAAAGCUCGUCGUCCUACUAAAGGAAGAGGAGGCUACGCAAAGCUGCGCCGGGGGGAGAGAUGUUGCGGACACCGAGCUACAUAAUCCGCGCCGACCGCCUACUCGCCAACCACUGUACUAG